Molecule: messenger RNA, 827 nt
Organism: Melanaphis sacchari
Lineage: Eukaryota; Metazoa; Arthropoda; Insecta; Hemiptera; Aphididae
Product: fatty acid-binding protein, muscle-like
Exons: 3
Coding region: 264-671 (135 amino acids)
Biological process (GO): fatty acid transport
Cellular component (GO): nucleus; cytosol
Molecular function (GO): fatty acid binding
Source: RefSeq, a predicted model, not a curated record
UAGUAGUGGAACCGACGCUCUUCGUCAGUAUAAUAUAUAUAUAAAUUCUAAUAUCGUUCUGCACACGAUACACUACACGCGGCUCGCUCAUUCGUUUCUCGUCUCUCGUCUGCAGUGCUUGCCUGUACCUACCCACCUGUAAUAUCGUACACAACCGCGUUAUAAUAGUACCUAAGUUUACCUAUAUAUAUAUAUAGGUAUAUAUACAUUUUUACAUUUUUACCGUCGUCGUUCGAUUUUAUUUAACUUUUCCGGCCGUGACCAUGGAAGCUUUUUUGAACAAAAAAUAUAAGCUGAACUCUAGCGAAAAGUUCGACGAGUACAUGAAAGCUUUGGGUGUUGGAAUGAUGACCCGCAAAUUAGGUAAUACCGUAUCUCCAGUGGUGGAGUUGACCAAAAGCGAUGAUGGAAAAUUUGUGCUGUCAUCGAACUCGACAUUCAAAAACUCAUCUAUCGCGUUCAAACUCAACGAAGAAUUCGAUGAGGAGACACCCGACGGCCGCAAAGUGAAAUCGAUCAUCACCCAAGACGGAAACAAGCUAGUACACACCCAAAAAUGUGACAAACAUAACGCAACUACGAUCGUUAGAGAAUUCGAGCCCGAUCAAUUAAAAAUGGUUCUGACUGUUGAUGACAUCACUUGUACCAGAAUCUACAAACCAGUCCAAUAAAUAUAUAAUAUAUUACAAUAUGUAUAUUAUAAUGUUAUUCAAUAACUAUAAAAUUCAGAUUUUUUGCAACUUAUCCGAAAUUUUACCUACUAUUUAUUUAUUAUAAUGUUAUACAAGUGAUAAACCACCUAAUUACACGAACUAUAUUUAUUUAAU